GUUCCAAAACAACAAUCUUAACCUCAAACAAAUUUUAUUUCCAUAAAAAAAAAGGAAAGUUAUCGCACCUUCUGCGCAAUUUGAAAGUCACUUUAAUGAUUUCCGAGGACCGAGGGGACCGAGUCACUAUUAUAAAGAAAUAGAGAAUGCGAGGAAUUUUUAAUCAACUGAAUACUGCCUCCUCUUAAAUAUUAAUCGCAGUUAGAAAAUCAAUGACAUGAAAACGCAGAAGCGUUUUGGUGCACGUCAGAAUAUUUCUAUUUAAAAUAUAUAUAUAGUUUGCAACCGCACCUGUUGAAUUCGGAUUUCGGAACUGCGGAAAUUUCUCUAAAAAGUUCGCAUAACAAAAUCAGAUAAUUGUAACUAAAAUCUAUGUCCACAACUUUUCCUUAUCAGUACCAUUUCUGUUCAGACAUGGAUCAAAUAGGAGAACCGGCUCAGUCCCAAAAACUCGAGGGUUUUAAAUAUUUAACAAUUUUAACUCAAGCUUUUGGCAUUCUUUUAAUUAUUCUAAUGGCAACGUGGAAUUUUUGCUAUCGAGGCGGAUUUGCUUGGUCUUCAAGUCCAGCUUUACAAUUUAAUUGGCAUCCAAUGUUGAUGACAGUUGGACUCGUAUUUCUCUACGCUAAUGGAAUGUUAAUUUACAGAACACAAAGAAAUGUUCGUAAGAGGCGAUUGAAAUUAAUUCACGGAGGAAUAAUGUUAUUUGCCUUUUUAUUAACGAUUAUUGGUUCAGUGGCUGUUUUCAGUUUUCAUAACAAAAUGAAUAUUCCAAAUUUGUAUUCAUUGCACAGUUGGAUUGGAUUAUCGGCUAUCAUUCUAUUUGUUGGACAGUGGAUCGCUGGUUGUGUUUCAUUCUUAUAUCCUGGAGUUCAAAUUACUCUACGAGCUGCCUAUAUGCCAAUUCACGUUUACUUUGGAACUGCUGGUUUUAUUGCCAGUGUUGCUUCUUGUUUACUGGGACUCACUGAAAAAAUUCUUUUCGUCGACUCCAUGAAAGAAUCAGCACUGAAGUAUCAAAAUUUGCCAGCUGAAGGAGUUUUGGUGAAUGUUAUAGGAUUAAUAUUCAUUAUUUUUGGAUCCCUUACAGUUUAUUUAUCAUCGCAGGAACGCUAUAAACGAUUACCUCGUCCAGAAGAUGAUUUUUUACUAUCGAGCAGAAGCAAUUGAGAGGAAAAAUCAACUUGACUAUUCACAAAAAUUUAAUGCGCGACAAUUGGGCACAAAAUUCAAAUUUUGUUUUUUAUUUUCCAUUUUUUAUUCAGACUGUUUUUUUUAAAUUAAUUUACCAGUAAUUUUAAACAACGAAUUAAUUUAGCGGAUAUCAAAAAAGUAUUUUACUGGUAUAUUUUUUUAAUGACAAAACACAAACUUUUUUCAUACCAAAAAACUGAAUUAAAAAAAAAUAUGAAUAUAUUUUUUAACUUUCUCUAUUUAAAAUGUUUAAAUAUAAAGUUUUAAAUUUACUACAAGUAGACAAAGAAAUAGAAAAGAAAUUUUAAUAUUUAUUACUCAUAGUUCAUGCCUUUCGGCUUUGAACGAAAAUGAAAGUUUUAAUGUAUAUUAUAUAUUAAAUAUAAAUUAUAUAUUUAUUAUAUAUGUAAACAAUAAUUAACUUCAAUUGUGUAAAAUUAUCGCAAGAUAUAAAUCAAUGUUACGUGUUUCUUUCUUACAUGUUUUAAAGAAUUUAUUAAAGAUAUAAAAAAAAUUAUAUGAGCGAUAAGAAGAUCACGUAAUUAUUUAUAUUUAUAAUUAAAAAAUCAUCGAUAACUUGUAAUUCUUGACUGAUAUUCAAAAGGUGUCUAAUUAACCAAAAUAUUGAGAGAAAAAAGAACUUAAAUUUUAAAGUUUUGUAAGAUUUUUUUUAAUAAUAAUAUUUUAAUUAAUUAAUAUUAAUUAAUAAUUAAUUAAUUAUUUUUAUUAAUAAUAUUUCUGUUAUUUUUGUUUUAAGGAGUUAUUUUUUUUUAGAAAUUUGCGUUAGUUUUACUUCGUAAUUCUACUUAAUUAAUUGUGAUUUCUUCAAGUUCAAAAUAAAAACUGAUGGUGCUUUUAAUUUUCCUAUUUACAGAAAAAAAUAGUUAUUUACAAUUAUCUUUACAUUUUUAUUGUAAAAAAUACAGAAUCUUCCUUGUGAUCAAUGUAUCGAAAAUAAAAUAUCCGAAUAUUGAAAAUUUGAAA
This is a messenger RNA of Leptopilina heterotoma, 2178 nucleotides long. Its product is annotated as transmembrane ascorbate-dependent reductase CYB561-like. The transcript is spliced from 6 exons. The record is from RefSeq and is a predicted model, not a curated record. The coding region runs from base 373 to 1170 and encodes 265 amino acids. Lineage: Eukaryota; Metazoa; Arthropoda; Insecta; Hymenoptera; Figitidae. Gene Ontology annotation, molecular function: oxidoreductase activity.